Gadus morhua (Atlantic cod) is the source of this 2506-nucleotide messenger RNA. RefSeq names its product basal body-orientation factor 1. NCBI's taxonomy places the organism in Eukaryota, Metazoa, Chordata, Actinopteri, Gadiformes, Gadidae. The record is from RefSeq and is a predicted model, not a curated record. The coding region runs from base 757 to 2253 and encodes 498 amino acids. The transcript has 11 exons.
AAUUAUGACCUACGGCUUACUCAACAUUGUUUCUUUUGGAUGUGCAGCUUGUACAUUUAUAAAUGUUGUUUUUUGAUUUGAACAGCUGUGCUAAAGAGGUGAGGAGAAUAGAUAAGGAAUGGGCGAGGCCUGGAUCCUACAUAGGGGAAAAAAGUAAUUGAGCAGCUCACACAAAACUGCUGACAAGAAAGAUGGCAUAUCAUGGGAGAUCACGUGCAAACACAUCUUGUUUGAUAGAGCCAAACAAGUAAAAACCAUAAUUACACAGUAGAGCCUGCCGUCAGUAUCCAGAGCGCCAAGUGUAUAUAUUUCCAUGUUGUAGCGGUGUGGUUCAUUAUCUCACAGUAUAACAUUCACACAUGUUGUUUCAUAUAAUUUGGACUUAUAGAAGAAAGACAGAAGUGGCUGUAAGUGGCAUGACUAUUGCUUUAUUUUACUUCAUAUUUAGUACUACUACUACUACUAAUAGGAGGCCUACCACUAUAACUACUGCUACUACUAUCACUAUAACUACUGCUACUACUACUACUACUUCUACUACCAUAACUACUGGAUAAACUCAGGAUAGCAGGGCCGUCUGCAUCAGUAAGUGACACCAGCAAGGUUGUUGCAUUGUCAGUGUUUCUAUGGCAACAACAACAUUCAAAACAAAUUGCUGCCCUACACGACCAGGCGGUGCUGAUGCGGGGUCAACCUCAAAGUGGGUAACCAGCUUAAUCAUUUCUUAUUGUGGGUCGUCAACCGUUAACCGCAGCGAUGCCAAAUAAAAAGGGGAAUAAAGGAAAAGGCAGCGACGCGAAGGAAGGCAAACAAGAGCCCAAGGCCGACAAAGAGUCGGAUGUGGAGAGGGCGAAGGCCAACGCUGCCCUGUGGAGGCUGAGGUUGGACGUCGCAGAACAGUCGCUCGAUGAGUACCGCGCCUCCACGGGCACGCUGGCCGCGGCCAACCAGGCCCUCACCAACCAAGUGUACCGCUCAGAGAAGGACAUGAUGGACAUCAUGGCCCACCUUAAGAGAAAAGACGCCGAGACAGACGCAAAGAUAGCGAGUUUGGAGGAGCAACUCAAAAGUGAAAAUGCGCAUGCGCGUGAAGAACGGGAGAAUCUGGUCGCCGAGCACACUCUUCAAAACGAAGAGCUUGAGCAAAGAUUCGGGGAGAGGGCCAAGGACUUUGACACGAUCCAGGCGGGGCUGAAGAAGAUCGAGGAGUUCCGCAAGACGAAGGCCAAGAUGGAGCUGGAGCUGAGACGCAUGAGAGAAGGCAUGUUGCUCGCCGAGAGAAAACACCUAGAGAACCUGGGCAGAGUGGAGACCAAAUUCUACACCCAAAAGCUGCGCCUUGAGAAGGAGGCUGAGCAGAGGCUGGCCCACCUGAGUGAGCUAGCCCACGAUGAGGCCGUGCUGAAGCUAGACGACGCCUCCCGCUCGGUGUUCAAGGAGAACGUCCGUCUGAACGAGGCCUUGAACUACCACAUCAAGGAGGUAGAGGACCUGAGGAAAAAGGCUGCCACCUCACAAGCCACCAUGCUCAGGGACAAGUAUACCGAUGUGCGGAUGACCCAGACGAACGCGGCCCAGAUGAAGGCCUACAGGAAGGAGAUCGCCGACCUCCGGGCCAAGCUGGACUACUCGGAGAAGGCCCAGGCGCUGCUGGUGGGGCAGCUGCUGCAGGAGAGGGGGCUCCGCGAGGUUGACAGCCGGGCCAGGUCUGAGGACCUGCACAGGUUCCAGAAGUUGUUGGCCAAGCGGGGCAGAGAGACGGCCCGAGGCAAGCGGCAGGUCGCCGAGACGGAGAUGCAUCGUUUUUUCCAUGCCGCACUGUCUCAGGUGAGGCAGGAGAUCCAGGCCAGCAGGCUGGUGUACAAGAAGCAGGCAUUGACGGCCUACCAGGGCAGCCUGAGGGAAGCCCUGGCGGGUAGGAAGCAGCACCCCCUCGUCCGCACCUUCAACAAGAACCCCCACAGCACCAACUCGGUCUACACGGACAUGGAAGAGGCUCAGAAGUGGACUGAGACGCAGGGACAGAACGACCAAGUGGACGUCAGAGACCUCACUUGGGAGCAAAAGGAGAAAGUGCUGAUGCUGCUCUUUGCGAAGAUGAACAGACCAAAAACAAGGAAGCAAUGCCGGAAGGAGGCUCCUGACACGUCCAUGGAGCAGAGCGGGAGGGACAGCGCAGACGCCCUGAGGAUGACCCAGAGGACCUUCAUGACCCUGAUGCCCGAGAACAGCCUCCCUGACAUCCACAAGUGACCCAGGUCUUGGCCUGGCUGUCCCCCCUCCCCCCACACACACACUACUGUCGGCUGCUGCUGGGUGGAUGGGAAUAAAGAAUAUCCUAAGCAUUAGGACAGGGAUGUUUAUUUUCCCAAACAAACAUUGGUCAACAUUUUAUGAAAUCCACUUCUAUCCACCUUUGUUCAUUCACUUUAGGCAUGGUUUUCAUUCUGAUUCCGAUGUUAUUAGUAUAUUUUGUAGACAAGACGGGGAACACACAUACGACAAU